GAUAACAGGAGUGUGUGGAUGGUUCAGCAGGAGACCUAAACCGGAGGGGGAACACCGGACCUAAUCUGGUUACAUAAGGAGCCAUUGAAUUUGCAGAACGUCUCCGCAUUAAUCCGCUGAACCAUUCAUGUUCAAGCGUCCCGCGGCGGAGUAACGCACGCAGGACACACACAAACAGACACGCGCGCACACUUGUGGCUCUGAAGGCACAGAGGCGCGUGAAAUAAGAUAAAAGGCGCAGACUGAUAUCUUUGGGGUUGGUACAUUUCCACGCAUCUCUGCAGAAUGCAUCACGUUGCAAACCCGAAGUGGCGGCUCGCUGUGCUGUUCGCGCCCGUGACGAUUCCGCUGACGCGCCACUAGCCGCACCACCCAGGAGACGGAGAGGAGAGGAGAGAGCUGUUAGCGGCGGACCGAGCAGGGGGACUGACUGACUGACUGACUGGAGACCGGUGUCCCUUCCUCUUUCUUUCCUCCUUCCUUCACGAGCGUGGACGUAAAGCCUGCCUUUGCGCAAGCACUGUGGACGAUAUUUAACAAGCGACAGCUUUUAACCGGGAGCAUCAUCCAGACUCUUCUGCAGAGAUGGAGGUACCAGGCUUGGCGCACAACCUCAGCAGUCCAUUAAGUCCCUGCGAGGGCAUGAUCAAGGACCUGAGCUUGGACUCCAUUCAGUUAUGCGAACGAGAUGGAACUAAAGCCCAGGAUGGCAGCCUCUCUGAAAUGGAGGAGCUCCCCGUCCCCCAGAACAUCAAGAUCAGCAACAUCACCUGCGACUCCUUCAAGAUCUGCUGGGAAAUGGAGGCACGCAGCAAGGAGCGCAUCACACACUACUUCAUUGACCUGAACAAGAAAGAAAACAAAAACUCCAACAAGUUCAAACACAAGGAUGUUCCUACCAAACUGGUGGCCAAAGCGGUGCCCUUGCCCAUGACAGUGAGGGGCCACUGGUUCCUGAGCCCCCGCACAGAGUACACUGUGGCUGUCCAGACUGCAUCAAAACAGACCGAUGGGGACUACGCCAUCUCCGAGUGGAGCGAGAUAGUGGAGUUCUGCACUGCUGAUUAUUCCACUGUGCAUCUAAACCAGCUGUUGGAGAAGGCGGAGGUCAUCGCUGGGCGGAUGCUGCGUUUCUCUGUUUUCUACAGGAAUCAGAAUAAAGAGUACUUCAACCAUGCCAGGGAGGCGCAAAACAACCGGAUGCUGCCGUCAGUGAAAGACAACAGCGGCAGCCACGGCUCGCCCAUCAGUGGCAAGCUGGAGGGCAUUUUCUUCAGCUGCAACACAGAGUUCAACACCGGCAAGCCCCCACAGGACUCCCCCUACGGCCGCCAACGCUUUGAAGUUCAAGCUGACGCUCUAUUCAAUCCUGACACCAGCCUGUACUUUGGAGACUUCUACUGCAUGUACACGGCUUACCACUACGUUAUCCUGGUGCUGGCCCCAAAGGGCUCCCAGGGUGAUGAGUUCUGUAAGCAGAGGCUGCCUGCGCUCGACAUCACCAACAACCGUUUCCUUACCUGCAAGCAGGAUGAAGAGGGCGAAGGCCGUCUGGUGUUCCACCACGCGCAGGACGUCAUCUUGGAGGUGAUCUACACGGAGCCCGUGGACCUGGCGCUGGGCACGGUGGCAGAGAUCUCGGGGCAUCAGCUGAUGAGUCUUUCUACAGUAAACGCCAAGAAGGACCCCAGCUGCAAGACCUGCAACAUCAGUGUGGGACGCUAA
Cheilinus undulatus (humphead wrasse) is the source of this 1725-nucleotide messenger RNA. RefSeq names its product phytanoyl-CoA hydroxylase-interacting protein-like. The transcript is spliced from 5 exons. Lineage: Eukaryota; Metazoa; Chordata; Actinopteri; Labriformes; Labridae. Gene Ontology annotation, cellular component: cytoplasm. Bases 586 to 1725 code for a protein of 379 amino acids. The record is from RefSeq and is a predicted model, not a curated record. Gene Ontology annotation, molecular function: protein binding.